GGGCCCAGCCCUGGCCCAGCCCGGCCCUGAGCCCGUCUGUCCAGCCCCGACCGCAGCGGGCGGGCCGGGUGCCCACCGCAACUCCCAGAAUGCCGGCUCGGCGUGCCUGGGGAGGGACGGGGCUGCCCCCCCUUCCUGGCCGCCCCGCCCCGCUUCCUGGAAGCCGGCGUGGGAGGGGCACCUUUCGGCUCCUGUAGUUGGCGGCAGGAGGGAGCCCCCGCCCGUGGCCUGGAAGGAGCGUCCCGGCCCCCCUCAGGGUCCCUCUGCGCCCCCAGCCUCCUCUUCCCCCUCCCUCGGGGCCAUGGCAGCUCCAGGGGCCGUGAUCCUCAACCCUGACGUGGCCCAGAAGGACCCUCGGGAAGCGCUGGUCGUGGCCGUCACUGCCAGAGCCACCUUCGACCUGGAGGCGGAGCACCGGCUGUUCCUGGCCCGGGGCCCGGAGGAGUACACCGAGUACCAGCGGGCGCACGCCACCGAGCCGCUGCCCCCGGGCACGGCCUUCCCCUUCAUCCAGGCGGUGCAACUGGUCAAUCAGAGGCUACUGGAGCGAGACCCGCGGGAGCGAGGUCUCCUGGACGUCAUGGUCCUCUCCAACAACAGCCCGGAGGCCGGCAGGCGGAUCGUCCACUGCGCCAGGCAGGCGGGCCUGGAGAUCUCCAAGUUCUGCUUCGUCAGCGCCGAGGACUCCACCCAGUACCUCCGGGAGCACAACGUGGGGCUCUUUCUGUCCACAGACAGGACCGACGUCUGCAACGCCCUGAAGCGGGGUGAGCCCUUCCCCCACCCCCACCCCCAGGUCUGCCCGCUCCCGGAGGCUCCUGGGAGGGCCCCCCCCUCCGUGCCUUCCUUCCUGUGGCAGGAAACCUCCGCGGGCCCCGGGGGGGGGGGGGGGGGGCCGGGGGGGGGGGGGGGGGAGGAGGGGGCGCAGACCGGGGCCCCAAGGCGGGCGUCAGUGGGGAUCUUGGGCUCCAAAUCCAGGGCUUUCCCCCGCCUCAUGGCAACGUGCACUUAUUAAGCGCCUCCUGUGUGCGG
Sarcophilus harrisii (Tasmanian devil) is the source of this 1032-nucleotide messenger RNA. Its product is annotated as cytosolic 5'-nucleotidase 1A-like. NCBI's taxonomy places the organism in Eukaryota, Metazoa, Chordata, Mammalia, Dasyuromorphia, Dasyuridae. Gene Ontology annotation, molecular function: nucleotide binding; 5'-nucleotidase activity; magnesium ion binding. The transcript has 5 exons. The coding region runs from base 302 to 1015 and encodes 237 amino acids. Gene Ontology annotation, biological process: adenosine metabolic process; nucleotide metabolic process. The record is from RefSeq and is a predicted model, not a curated record. Gene Ontology annotation, cellular component: cytoplasm; cytosol.